Messenger RNA from Ctenopharyngodon idella (grass carp), 4458 nucleotides. It is a transcript of the gene rab5ab, whose product is annotated as RAB5A, member RAS oncogene family, b. Bases 158 to 808 code for a protein of 216 amino acids. NCBI's taxonomy places the organism in Eukaryota, Metazoa, Chordata, Actinopteri, Cypriniformes, Xenocyprididae. The record is from RefSeq and is a predicted model, not a curated record. Gene Ontology annotation, molecular function: GTPase activity; GTP binding. The transcript is spliced from 6 exons.
UCUCUCCAAUGCGUCUGACGUCAGAUCCAGUCAUCCGAUCCGUCAUCAUCAGUUUUGAUGCGAAAGGGGAAGUUGGGAGGAACCGAGAGGAAGAUCUGGGAGUGACCGUUUGAGAAGCAGCUCUUGACUUCAGUACAGGAGAUUGGGGCUUAGGGUCAUGGCAGGAAGAGGUGGAGCAACGAGACCUAACGGGCCGAACGGCGGCAACAAAAUCUGUCAAUUCAAACUAGUGCUCUUGGGAGAGUCUGCUGUGGGGAAGUCAAGUCUAGUCCUUCGCUUUGUAAAAGGACAGUUUCACGAGUUUCAGGAAAGCACAAUAGGAGCUGCCUUCUUGACUCAGACAGUAUGUUUGGAUGACACAACAGUGAAGUUUGAGAUCUGGGAUACAGCUGGCCAGGAGCGCUACCACAGUCUGGCCCCAAUGUAUUACAGAGGAGCACAGGCGGCCAUAGUGGUGUAUGACAUUACGAAUGAAGAAUCAUUUGCACGUGCGAAAAACUGGGUGAAAGAGCUUCAAAGACAAGCCAGUCCAAAUAUUGUAAUAGCUUUGGCUGGAAACAAGGCAGACCUUGCCAGCAAGAGAGCGUUGGACUUUCAGGAUGCACAGUCAUAUGCAGAUGACAACAGUUUGCUGUUUAUGGAAACAUCGGCAAAGACUUCAAUGAACGUGAACGAGAUUUUCAUGGCCAUUGCAAAGAAACUACCCAAGAAUGAGCCCCAGCCUGCAGGUGCCAACACAGGACGCAACAGAGGUGUGGAUCUAACAGAAACGGCACAGCCCACGAAAGGCCCCUGCUGUAGCAACUAAACGCCGACGGUCCUCACCUCCUAACCAACCGCAUCACAUCUGGACAUGGGGCUCCUCCUUCCAAACCUCGCUCCUUGGAUUAGCUAAAGACUCUGUAUAGCUGGGUUUCUAAUACUUUUUUUUUUUUUUUAAGAAAAUAUAUGUAAAUCUGCAGUCUACUGGAUGCAUGUAUCACUACAAACGCUAAAUACACAUUUUAACUUAAUUCAGCAGGAGAACAAACCUGGUUGAGAGAGAGAGAGAGAGAGAGAGAGAGUGAAAUAUUGAGUGUGUUUGUAUGUGUUUAGUAUAACUGAUUACCGUAUAACCAGGCCCGGGCGCAAUCUGCAGAUGUUUUUCUGCAAAAAUGGAUUUAAAACAUGUUAAAUGAAGCUAUUGUUAUUGGUAGCUAAUCAAAUUAGCUAUCAUAUUUAAUAAACCCCAUGAAUGCAUUAAAAUUCUGUGGAAAUCAUCAUGCAGAUUUCAUGUGGGCCUGCUUAUGACUCAGUCAGAUUGAGAGUUUUAAAACUGCUCAUGAAAAACCAGAUCCUCCACCUGCUCCAUCAGCAGCCGGUGUAAAGUUGGUUGUAGUUUGGAUGCAGUAGCUUCUUGUUCUAGUUAAGCAUUCCUUAAUGCACCUGCUGUGCGCCACAUAUGGCAGUAUUGCCAUGAUAAUAAUGAAAUAUUGCAUCCAUUACCAGUUUGAGCUCCUAUCGAAUGAGUUGGAGAAUCGAUAUUGUCUUUGGGGAUAAAGAACAAAUCAAGGAAGGCAGUCAGUAAAACAUCUUCAGCCUGCUGUAUGAAUUAUUAGAGUUGCAGAGGGGUGGAAAAUUUCUGGUAAAUUUCUGGAAACUUUCCAUGGAAAGUUAAGCUGGGGAAUUUUGGGAAUUUUACAAGUUGGAAACUUAACUAGGAUUUAUGGGAAUUAUUUGGAAAUUUGAGGUAAUUUGGUGCAACUGUAUCCUAUACAAACAUAAAUAUAAACAUUUUGUUUGGUCAAAAAACUAAUGAAAUUAUGGGAAUUAAUUGGACAUUCAGGGUAACCAUCAUGUACAAAUAUAAAUAUAAACGUUUUGUUUGGUCAACAUGCAUGCAAACUAAUACAAAUUCUAAAAAAAAAUUACAUUUUGAUUUAUUUAUUGGAGUAGAACUUUAAUCAAUUCUUUCAUUGAACAACAAAAAGCGUGUUGAAUAAAAUAAGCAUAUAUUAUAAAAAAAAUUCCCAUUAAAAAUGUAAUGAAUGAAAUGCAAGCGUUUUCUCUCAAGUUUUUGCAUUUUUCCUCUCAAUCCUGAACAGCACUGCAGUAGUGAUGCAUGUGAUUGAGGAAUGCGCAGGGUAGUUUGGUACAGGGUAUCUGGUUGUUUUAACCAAAUUAUGCUGCAAGAUGUUUUCAACUAUAUUUAAGUUGCCUGUUAACCUGCAAUUUUGUAAAUUUCCAGUUUAUUGCCAUUAAUUCCCAUAUAUUCCGGUUAAUUCCCAUAUAUUCCCAUUAAUUCCCAUGGAAAGUUUCCAACUUUAAAAAUUCCAACUUUAAGAAUUUUGCAACCCUAAUUAUUAUUAAUUGGGACUGUAUUCUCAUCUCUGUGUUAUGCUUAUAAACUUAAUGUCAGGCCCAUAUUGAAACUGUGCACUUGCAUUUUCUGAGGAAUCUGUUGAAUUCUGAGGAUUUGAUUUGAACAUGUUAAUGUGUUCAGUGGACUACAGGCUUGUAGCUGAGCACAUGAUAAACUAAUAAGUAUUUAAUUAAAAAAACAAAAACAUGCAAGGGGAAAUUAACUCUUUCCUCGCCAGCUUUUUUUAAAAAGUUGCCAGCCAUUUUUUAUUUUCAUAGCCCCCAGAAUAUUUUGUUUUUUGAAUAUCUGAACAUACAAUAUAACAAAAGAAAGACAGAACAGAGCCCCUACUUUUACUCUAGCUAUUCUGUUUUGUUUUUUUAUCAACACUUUAAUGUGGGUAAGUUUCAUAAAAUAGCAACAUUUUGAACAAAAAGCUGAGAAAAUCGCGUUUUUGUCAAAGACUUCGUCCGGAUCGGAAUCAGAACGUUUAUCAAAACAGAUCGAGAUUGAGUCCAUCAACACCCUAAAGCUUCACAGUCGCUUCCUCUUCAUAGGUUCGACAUUCAGUAGAGUUGCAAAAUUCCAGGAAUUAACGGGAAUAAGCAGGGAAUUUUAAUAAACGCUGUUCUUUUUUAACUUUUUAUUCAUCAAUGAAUCCUGAAAAAAGUAUAACAAGUUCCCAAAAAAAUAUUAAGCAGCACAACUGUUUCCAACAUUGAUAAUUUAGUAUCAAAUCAGCAUAUUAGAAUGAUUUCUAAAGGGUCAUGUGACACUGAAAUAAAUAACACAUGCAUAACAAUUGCUGCAAUAAAAAUCUAUUUAUUUUACAUAUGUACUAGAUUAGAAUUAAUUGGAUGCAAAACAGAAAUAACAUACUCAUGUUAUGACCAAAAAAAAAAACCAUGAAAAAAAAUACAUGAUACAUUUUAUAGAAAUUUAUAUAAAUUUUCCAAUUAAUUCCCUUAAAUUCCUGUUAAGUUUUCAAAUUUGAAUAUUUCCAAAAUUUCCCAGGUUAAGUUCCCGUGGAAAGUUUUUACCGGAAACUUUCUGCCGCUUUGCAACCCUAGUAACGUUAGACAGUUUCGAUUUAUAUGUCGUUUAAUGUUUGAUGAACUCGAUAGAUUACAUGUGCUAAGCAAUGCUUUUAUCGCUGCUUCUUCUUCGCCUGUGUUUUGAUCUGGAGAUUCUCUUUCAGAAUAUCGCCCCCUACCGUAUAACACAGAAAACAUGGAUUGCCGGAAAAACUCAUCAAUGGCGUGGAAAGAGUUAAUGUGUAAAAUUGUGUUGCCAUUUAUAUUCUGUGCAAAUUUCAUGUGGGCCUGAAAAUGAUCAAUUAAAAACAAAAAAGAAAGAAAAAUAUAACUUCAGCAUCUCGAACAUGUCCAGGAAUCUUUCCCUGCAGUUUUUGUUGUAAUCUUACAGGUAGUCAUGAGCAAACUGUCAUCGCCGCCUGAUUACGUCAGUGAUGCAGUGCAGUUUUGUGUCGUCAUAUGUACUCUGAGGACUAAAGGCGUGUGUUUGCAGGCAAAUUUAAAUGAUAUGUGCCGUCGAACAAGACAUUAAAGACUGUGUGAGGGCCUUUGAUUCAAAACAUGACUUUCUUUAAAUGUUUCAUGGGCAGAAAGAAACACAUUAUUUAGAUUUGCCUGCCAUGACGGACAGUAAUUUGCACACUGUACAGCCUCCCAUAAAUCCUACUACCAGUCUGAUGUUUCUUUUCACAGAGAAUCAUGUUUAAAUGGUGGUCUUUUUAAAUGUAUGUAGUGUUAUUAACAAAUGAACUUGACAUUUAGUCAGUGGUCUGUCUUGUACCUUCUCUCAAAAUGCUCAAUGUUUUUAUUUCUAAGAACCUAUUGAAUUGCACAAUUUUGAGUUGCGUUUUUUUUUUUACUAGUUAUAAAAUUGUGGCUGCCUGUCGUAUCCAAAACAAUUUCAUCAUGGACUACAGUGGACUUUCUAACACUCCUGAAGUACCACAGGUAGCUGCGGUCGGUGAACUAACUGGCAGACGUUCAGUAAUUCAGCAGUGUAAUGCAUUAACACUGAGAGACUGAUCGAUUUUUAAUGUCCAGGUACUAGUACAUUUCCAAUAAAGGGGGUGAAUUGUAUACAUA